This is a messenger RNA of Camellia sinensis, 839 nucleotides long. NCBI's taxonomy places the organism in Eukaryota, Viridiplantae, Streptophyta, Magnoliopsida, Ericales, Theaceae. The record is from RefSeq and is a predicted model, not a curated record.
CACCUCUACCACUACACCACAGUCAACAGACUAGAUACAUUGAUUGAGAUAAAGAGAGCCAACUGUUGGUAAUAAUUGCGUAUACAGCUUCUUUCAAUUCUCCCAAAUUUACACCACCAAAUUAAGAUAGAAGAUUCUUCUUUCAGAAUCAAGUUCCCGUUAAUACACAUUUCUCUUUUCUCAGCCAACCAUAAAACUCAUCAAAAGACCUAACUCUUCAUUCUUCUCAAAGAGAUGGGAUUCAUUCAAAGAAAACUAUGCAUUUUAUUGCAUUGAGAACUGAGAAUAAAGUCUGAGCUUGGCCAAAAUCAUGCCUUCCAAGAUGGAGUUGGUUUUUGAACUCCUGGUAUUGGCAUGUUUGUGUUCUUUUGUGGCACCUAACCCUCAAGGGGAUGCCCUCAUUGCAUUGAAGGAUGCGCUGAAUGCUUCAACUGAUCAGCUUAAAAAUUGGAAUCAAAAUCAAGUGAAUCCAUGCACUUGGACCAAAGUUACCUGUGACUCCAACUAUAAUGUCACUCUUGUAUCAUUGUCCUCCAUGGGGUUUUCUGGAUCCUUGUCCCCUAAAAUAGGAGCUCUGAAUACCCUUCAAACACUUUCACUGCAAGGAAUUGGUAUAACUGGUGAGAUACCAAAAGAUUUCAGAAAUUUAACAAGCUUGACUAUGUUGGAUCUGGAUAAUAAUCAUUUAACUGGUUCUCUUGGCAAUCUCAAGAAUCUUCAAUUCUUGUAUGUGAUACUUUCUGCAUUAAAUUCAAGGUUUUAAAAAGCGGCCGCAACCGUUACGUAACGCCGUUACGUAACGGUUUUGGCGGUUACCGCCACCCGUUACGGCCGCUUUU